Molecule: messenger RNA, 2163 nt
Organism: Nymphaea colorata (pocket water lily)
Lineage: Eukaryota; Viridiplantae; Streptophyta; Magnoliopsida; Nymphaeales; Nymphaeaceae
Exons: 1
Coding region: 73-2154 (693 amino acids)
Source: RefSeq, a predicted model, not a curated record
UUAACGAGGAGAAGCUCGCCUGACUAUUGGUCAAAUAAGAGAGGUCAAAGAGAGAGAGAGGGAAAGAGAGAGAUGAAGCACAUCUGUGACCAGUAUAGUGGAGAACUGGAGUCCAGCAACUUCACUAAGCCACUGCCAACAAUAGGCUUGUACAUUGUCGCAGCUUCAUUGGCAUGUUUCCUUUUCAUGGCAUUGGACAUCCUCACAAGUUUCAGGGACAAGAUUUACUGGAUCAAAUGCAAGUUGUUCAAGCUGAAUGCCCUGAACCUAACACUUCUCUCAAUUGCAACCAAAUUGCCUGGUGACCUGAACACAUCGAUGCCUGGUCCUCAGCACCAGCUCACUAAAGUUAGCGGCAUUGUCUUCUUGUGUGUGUCCAUGGGCUUCUCCAUUCCAAGCUUGGGAACGAUGGAUGCCCCCGAUAUACUCUCGAACAUGAUUGCAUUAGCUAUCCUUGUGGUCACAGUUGCAGCAGACAUCGGCAUCCAAAUUGGAACUGGAGCCAUCUUCGCCUUCAUUCCAGAGCACAUCCUACUCUCGUGCGUUAUGCUGCUCAUAAUGCUGACCAUGACUAUUGUCAGUUUAAGUACACAGGCUUUGAAAGUCAAGGCAAGUUCUGAUGAACUCGCGUCUAAGAGACAAGCUCUUAGUUCCUCACAACGCGUGCUUAGUAGAACUUCAACUGAUCCCCAAGCAAGGUUCGAUAGCUACAAGAGUAUUCUUCCUAAGGUGUGGACGGUUGCAUCUACCAACAAUGUGCAGUAUGUCAUGAACAGAGAGCCUCACAGUUGCGCCGCUGGGCUUCUUUCCAUCCUCACUGUUGUUAUACUACUGGAACUCGAGGUUAGAUAUCUUCUUCUCCCCUCUGACCCAAGAACAAGUAUUUCUAGCAACUUCUGCAAGGGAGAUUCUGACUACGGUUGGUCUAUUCGAUUAAUAUUGAUCUCUCAAACUCUUGUUGCCAUAUUGGCAAGUCUUGCCCUCUCCUUCCGUUUGUUCCAUGGCAUUGAUUUCAAGAAUCCAGGGAGAUACAUCAAUGAUGCAUUUGGUUUUCUUAAGUUGGGCAUCGUUCAUUGCAUGAGAGUUCAAGGACUCUGCACACCUUCCAAAUUGGAGGACGUCGACUAUAAGGCUACAGCUAGAAGGUCGGCUGGCAACUUGGCAGGGAACCUAGCAAUUGCAUUGGUUUGGUCAUUGGUACAAGUUAUAUUAAUCAUAAGCCACUCUAUAUGUUCCACAGUCAGCAUUGUUGUUUUUUGUUUUAGCUUUCUACUCAACCAUUACUUUAGCAGCACCAAUAGAAACCAGGGAGGAAUGAUUUCUUCUACUAGCAUCGACAGAGGAGAGUCAGGAAGUUGGUGCAGUUGUAACAUCAAACACGUGGUAGAUGCAUGGUUGCAGAAAGGAAGUCACCGCCCAACCACCCAUCUGCUCCAACUCUCGACUUUCUACAAUGGCCUUGUUGACUAUACAGAUUGGAGCAGGGAUCCUGUUUGGCUUGUCUUUGAACAGCAUGUCCAUGAACUCCAUGGUAGCUGCUAUUUGUUCCUAGCUGUCAUAAUUCACAUCAGUAGAUCACUUUUCAUGAGCAGCAACCCAUCUGCGGUGAAGAACUUGGCAACUGCAGUGAAAGAAGCCAAGAAGCUCCUCCUCUUCGUGGACAAGUGGGUGCUCUCCAAGAAUGACUCUCGCAAGAUAGGGAGAAUAGCAGGUAAGCUCGUUUGGUACUUGAUGAAUACCAGAAGAUAUGGCCAAGCAGAUGCACAGAGCAUGAUCGCAUACAAUAAUGAAGAAGCUUUAAACAAAGCAUCUGAAGAGCUUGAUGUCACCAUCUCAAUUGUUUCUCUACAGCUGAUAGUUCGAGACAUUUCCUCCUUUUCAGUGUUCCAGCAUCAAGUGAAGCAUGUCUGGGAAGGGAUCCGGAACAGCAUUCCUAUGGACAACUUCCUAGGGGAGCCGGACAUAGCGCUUGAGUGGCUACGAGCAAGGACCAUGUACAUUGUAAUCUAUUGUCUUUCCGCCAUUCUUGAUGAGACACAUGUACUGAAGUUUCAGAUGGAAGAUGUGAGGGAGGUAGCCCAUGUCCUGGGCAUGAUCCAAGGCCUUAAACAACCACUGUUUCCUACGUUUCAAGUAAUAUAUAGCCGUCCUUAGGUUGACUCA